This is a messenger RNA of Mesoplodon densirostris (Blainville's beaked whale), 1407 nucleotides long. It is a transcript of the gene NME9, whose product is annotated as NME/NM23 family member 9. Lineage: Eukaryota; Metazoa; Chordata; Mammalia; Artiodactyla; Ziphiidae. Gene Ontology annotation, molecular function: nucleoside diphosphate kinase activity. Gene Ontology annotation, biological process: GTP biosynthetic process; UTP biosynthetic process; CTP biosynthetic process. Bases 1 to 1407 code for a protein of 468 amino acids. The record is from RefSeq and is a predicted model, not a curated record. The transcript has 14 exons.
AUGGGGAGCACGAAGAAGGAAAUGGCCCUGCAGGUCAACAUCAGUACCCAGGAACUUUGGGAGGAAAUGCUCAGUUCCAAAGGACUAACUGUUGUCGACGUCUACCAAGGCUGGUGCGGCCCCUGCAAGCCCGUGGUGAGCCUCUUCCAGAAGAUGAGGAUCGAGGUCGGCCUGGACCUUCUUCAUUUUGCAUUAGCAGAGGCAGACUGUCUUGAUGUCCUCGAAAAAUACAGAGGGAGGUGCGAGCCGACCUUUCUGUUUUAUGCAGGAGGGGAGCUGGUGGCAUUGGUUAGAGGAGCAAACGCCCCUCUGUUGCAGAAAACCAUCCGAGAGCAGCUGCAGGCUGAAAAGAGGGUGCUGGCCGAAGGCAGAGAACGGAGAGUGAUUAAAGAUGAGGCUCUUUCUGAUGAAGAUGAAUGCUUUUCCCACGAAAAGGAAGAUGGUGACGAUGAGGAUGCGGUGUCAUCAGAGAGGGCCUGCACCUUGGCAGUCAUUAAACCAGAUGCGGUGGUCCAUGGGAAGACGGAUGAGAUUAUCAUGAAGAUCCAGGAAGCUGGGUUUGACAUUUUAACAAAUGAAGAGAGAACCAUGACAGAAGCAGAAAUGCGACUCUUCUACCAACACAGAGCCGGAGAGGAGGCAUUUGAGAAGCUGGUACAUCACAUGUGCAGUGGACCGAGCCACCUCCUGAUCCUCACCAGGGCUGAGGGCACCGAGGAUGUGGUCACCGCCUGGCAAGCCCUCAUGGGACCCUGUGACCCCGCUGUGGCAAGGAGGGAGCAGCCUGACAGUCUCCGGGCUCAGUAUGGCACAGAAAUGCCCUUUAAUGCGGUCCACGGAAGCCGGGACUCGGAAGAUGCCCGCCGGGAAGUGGCACUGCUCUUCCCCAGUUUUAAGUUUUCAGACCAGGUUCCGGAAGCCCCUCUGGGCCUCGAGGUCGAAGGAGAGGGCCCCAGUGAGGCGCUGUGCACCCCCGAGGACGUGGACAAGGCGGCCUGCGACCAGGCUGAGGCCCAUGAGGCCCUCUGUGCUGGCACCGGGGACAGGAUGAGUCAGGCUGCAGAAGAUGGAAACACGCCUGCCCAUUGUGCUCAGCGCAUCAGCACAGGCCUCUGUGAGAAACACCCAGUGGAGCCCUCCCUGGGGCUGUGCUCUUCCCUUUGUGAGUGGCCUCGAGACGGGGACUCGGUUGGCGUGUUCACCUCAGAGCUGGCAACAGAGCCCGACGCCUGGUCUUCCACACCACAGGUGCUGUGUGGCUCUGGACCUCGCUUCCUGGCAGCGAUGCCUUUGAACUUCGCAGAGCAAAGGGAAAAGCGAGGCUGGCUGUACCUUCAAACAGUCAAGUGCAACCCCGUUGAGUUCACCUUGAAGCGGACCCAGAACUUGGAGCGUGUGCCAAGCUGA